AUUUUUUUGAAAGGAAAUACAUUUCCUGGAAGGAGUAUAGAUAAUAAUGGCGGUUUCAUGCUCUCAACAGAUUCAUAUACAAGAAGAAUUGUUCAAGAACUUGAUUGAAAUAGUGGAAACAAAUAUCAAUACGAAGAAUACACUUUAUCAGAAGUAUGCAUUAUGGCACAAGAAAACCUGGGAAAUUAUCCUCAGUCUACUUAACAUUCGUGAGGAAUUGAGGAAGCAUUCGUUCGGAUCAAACUGUACCAAUUUGACAGGUACCUCUGCUACUAUCUUGGGUUCAAUUGCCAGCAUUGUGGGAUUUGCUCUCAUGCCAAUUACUGCAGGAACUUCUCUGGCUCUUACAAUUGGUGGAAUUGCUACUGCCACAACGGGAGGAGUCGUUUCAGCUGGAUCCACCAUCACCAAUUAUGUUCUUUCUAAAAACUUAUGCGAAAAAGUCAAUGAAAUAUUUAAUACACAUAUCAAUUUCACAGAAGAAGUAGAAAGAGCAGUAAAUGAAUACAGUCAACUUUUGACACAGUUCCAAAAGCUGUUAGAGGAAUUAGACGAAGAACAUUCCCAAAUACUGAAAUUGUUAUUAGACGAUUGUAUACAACAUGUGAAUAUGAGCACACUAAAAUCCUUAGAUGAUUGGUGUCCAACUCUUUCAAAACUAGAAGAAAUGGCGCCGAAUAAAGAAAUCAUGUUGAAAGUACCUCUCAUUAUUCAAUUAGUCAAAUAUGUUAUGGACGAUAAUAAUAUGGUGAAUAUAAUCAAAGCUAUACCGUUAAAGAAUGUAUUACAAGCAGGAUCUCUUGCAAGUAUCACUGAAACAGCAAUUUCUGCUGAUCGGAUCGUAAAAUCGGUUUCAGAAACAGGAAGAUUAUUCAUGCUUGCUUUGAAAGAGGCAGGACUGGCAGUAAGAAUAGGUCUUGGUGUCUUGAAUGCCGUAUUUGUAAUAUGGGGUUUAUACGAUUUGGUUACAACUUCUAUUAAUAUCCACCGAGGAUCAGAAACUGAGCAGAUUAAAGAAAUCGGUAGAGUCGUUAGAAAUUUGAAAAAGUACAGGAAAGAAACUAAAUCAAAAGCGGUUGAAUUAUUUGGACACGAAUUAGUUGCGUCACUCGAAACUUAAGUUAUUAACAAAGAUUUCAUAAAUCACGAAGAUGUCUUUCGUGAAUGAAAAUCACGGAAGAGAUUUGUGUUAUAAGAAAUAAUUGGAGAAAGCAGUGAAUAAAUUACACGAGAAAGUAUUUUUUCAUUUUCAAAUAACACAAUUAUUAUUUGUAUUAAUAAUUUACCGUAUAUUUGAUUUGAUAAUGUUUAUUGUAUGCCAAUAUAUAUUCUGUUAAAAAUUCGUACGAUUUAUGCCGUUGUCGAACAAGAAUUUUUGUAUACGUCGUCGUUGUAUAUAUUCUCUUUUGAUAGAGUGUAUUAUUUCAUACUCAGUAUUAAUAAACAUGCAGAAAAUUGUACUCGUACUUUAUGAAAUCCGAUACAAUUUAUUAACAUUGCAAUUUGUAAUAUCGUGAAUUUAAU
Messenger RNA from Centruroides sculpturatus (bark scorpion), 1524 nucleotides. RefSeq lists its product as uncharacterized. The coding region runs from base 47 to 1120 and encodes 357 amino acids. The record is from RefSeq and is a predicted model, not a curated record. The transcript has 3 exons. Gene Ontology annotation, molecular function: lipid binding. Gene Ontology annotation, cellular component: extracellular region; membrane. Gene Ontology annotation, biological process: lipid transport; lipoprotein metabolic process. NCBI's taxonomy places the organism in Eukaryota, Metazoa, Arthropoda, Arachnida, Scorpiones, Buthidae.